Messenger RNA from Cheilinus undulatus (humphead wrasse), 4975 nucleotides. It is a transcript of the gene adgrg4a, whose product is annotated as adhesion G protein-coupled receptor G4a. Gene Ontology annotation, biological process: adenylate cyclase-activating G protein-coupled receptor signaling pathway; cell surface receptor signaling pathway. Lineage: Eukaryota; Metazoa; Chordata; Actinopteri; Labriformes; Labridae. The transcript has 29 exons. Gene Ontology annotation, cellular component: membrane. Gene Ontology annotation, molecular function: G protein-coupled receptor activity. Bases 182 to 3841 code for a protein of 1219 amino acids. The record is from RefSeq and is a predicted model, not a curated record.
CUCCAUAUAGAGAAUUAAAGUGACGUUUGUGGAAACAGACUCAUGGCUCAGCCUGCUCCUGCUGAACUGAUUUAACUGUUUAAUUUGCUACCAAGUUGUUUGGAUCUCACUAUUCCAAGGACACGGCCAUGCCGAUGAUCACUUGACUGACCCUGGAUAUCUUCUGAAUUUCACUGCGGCCAUGAAGUCCUUCAGAAACGUGUCUGCUCUCAUUUUUUGGCUGAGUAUACUAACAGCUGUUUGUCUACUUGGUUCAGCUGCCUCUGAUGGUAACAGCCUGUGGAGUAAGAAAAUAAAGUUCCCAGGUCGUCCAUGUUUGUGGCAGCUACACCCAAAAAUCGAGGUACCAGCUCUUAAUGAGCUGACUGCAUGCGUGCUUCUACGCUUAAAGAUUAAUGCAAAAUGGACAGGGUUUGUCUACAAAAAACCAGGGGGAAGAGACAUAGAACUGGGACUCCAAGGCACCAGUAGAAUGGUAUUAGUGUGGUUGUUUGGAAAAGAAAAACACUUCAACAAAGAACUGAAAUCAGACAAAUGGUAUUCCUUUUGUGUUACCUGGUCGGGCCGAGCUCACAGGCUUCGACUCUACAUAGAUGGAGAAAAAGAGCCUGAGGUUCUUUUGGAUCCCCCCUCAUCUCUACAUCUGGCCCCGAAUGGCUCUCUCACUCUGGGGGCUUCUCAUUUUGUAUCCAACGGCAAGGUGCAGCUGGAGAAUGGGAAGGAUCUGAUAGGUGACAUCGGCCGUUUCAGGAUAUGGAACAGAGAAUGGAGCACGGAUGAAAUGAAAGGGGAGAGCUGUGCUGAUGGAGACGUGGUGAGCUGGGAUCUGCGGCAGUGGCACUACAACUGCCCUCCUGAGGAUGACAGCAGCCUUCACUGUGCAUGGUCGCAGUACAAAAUCCAAAUGUUGGCUUUCAUGGAUCACUCUCAGAGGGCUGGAAAGUGCCCUUUGUCUCUGGAGGAAGUCACAAGAGACUGGCUGGAGAACGUUUUCCCUCAUAACAUGUCUGUCCGUGACAUCUUUGUGUCAUCUCCAAGCCGUAGCCACUGUGGGGUUAAUGAUUCUGCUGCUCUACAUGCUCAACAACCUCAGGAAUCAUGGGCAUUCUCUUCCUGUGAUAAGUGUUUCAGCAGUAAAAUUUAUGUGAAUGUGAAUCCUGCUGCUAACGUGGACGUGGUUCAGGAAAGCAUCGCUGCUCUGCUGACUGCGAGUUUCUCUUACAACUUCUUCAACCUGACAGCUGACCCUUCUAGCAUCAGCGUUCUACCCGUAGAGUCAUUCCCUCCAGAGGCAAAUCCUACUCUGACUGCCAGUACUGUAAAACCUACAGGUCAAACUCAAAUCCUGCCAACUCGACCCAGCAACAUGUCGACGACUGGAGGGCCUCUAGACCUCAACGAAACCACCUUUCUGCAAGAUGUGUUCUUCAGAAUCAAUCUGACCUUGAACAUGACAGGCAGUCCUACAAAUCCAGAAGAGGAUAUUGAGAGAUGGAUCAAAGAGCAGCUGGAGGUGAAAAACGCCAUGACUGUUCUGAAUCUCAUCAUAGAAGAGGAUAAUGGCAGGUACAUGGAGCCACACAAUGGUCUGAUGAUUUUCCACGACCAACAAACACAGUAUAACUGCACCUUUCAAGUUCAGGAAUAUGACACGGGCAAUGUGAAUGACACUAUGAGUGUUAUCAAUGCUGCACUGACUUCAAUAUAUGAAAAUGAAUCCUUCACUUUACAAACUACACGUGUGGUGAUCAAGCACAUAAUGCCAGGGGACUGUCCAGAUGAUGUCACAGAUACGAUAUAUGGGGAGUAUUAUUGGUCUGCAACAUGUCCACAAAGAAGCACAGAAAUUAUCUGUGAGAAACCAGACUCGGAGAGAGCCACCAGGUUCUGUAUGCUAGACAGUAAAACUGACAAGAGCAUCUGGGCUGCACCUGAUAUGACAGCUUGUGAGCCAAUUGUGACCAUAUCAGACCUGGAAAAUGUCAAUGUGACCACUGAUAACGCGGGGGAGGUGGUGGACAUUAUUCAGGAUCUUGUAGACAACCAAUUAGGAAACAGUACCGAGCUCUCCCCCUCUGAUCUGGACACUAUCGUGGAGAAGCUCGGUGAAGUGGUCGAUGUCGGUGUUGUCAAACCUGCCGUUGGUGCCGAUAUUGUCAACAUUGUUUCUGAUAUCCUGCUUUCAAAAACUAACAUCUCUACAGUGGCUGGCACUGUCCUUAAUCUGACUGAGAGAAUGGGCAACAACAUGGAUUUCCAAGAGGAAUCUCUAAGUGUAACAGCCCCUUCUUUGGCCCUGUCCAUGGUCAAUGUGAAGCCAGGUAACUUUUCUGGCCUCACCUUUGGAGUGUCGUUCUUCUCUCCACUGCUGAACCCAGAGGUUUCUGUCAACCAGAGCUUUGAGGGUAAACCACCCACUGACACAGAUGCAGCUAUCUCUUUGCCCCCUUCCCUCCACCAACACUUCCCUCCUGGAGGGACACAGAGAACCCGGAUUCAGUUUCAGUUCUACGGAACACAAGAACUUUUUCAGGAGCCCAGCAUAAAUAUUGGAGAAGAGGGCAUCUGGGAACUGAACUCCUAUAUCGUAUCUGCCAGUGUCAAUGGGAGCCAUGUGAGCGGCCUAAGCGAUAAAGUGGUGGUGACCCUGAAACAUCAAACACCCAUAACUCUGAAGACGGAUGUAGCUUGUGUGUUCUGGGAUUUCCAGAAAAAUGCCGGAAAGGGUGGCUGGGACAAGAAAGGUUGUACAACUGAGAAUCUGUCUUCUAAUCGAACCAGCUGUCAGUGUGAUCACCUCACUCAUUUCGCCGUCCUGCUGGAUAUAUCCAGGGGCAAUCUCAGCAAAACUGACGAAGAGGUCCUGAUGGUGAUUUCAUAUCUUGGCUGUGGUAUAUCCUCCAUCUUCUUGGGCAUCACCCUUCUCACCUACCUUGCUUUUGAGAAGCUGCGUCGAGAUUACCCAUCUAAGAUACUCAUCAACCUGAUCAUCGCCCUGCUGGGGUUAAGCAUGCUCUUCCUCCUUGACUCCUGGCUCUCAUCAUUCCAGAACUACGGUCUGUGCAUCGCCACUGCUGUAUUUCUGCACUAUUUCCUGCUGGCUUCAGUCACCUGGAUGGGCCUGGAGGCUUUGCACAUGUACUUAGCACUCGUCAAAGUCUUCAACAUCUACAUUCCCUCCUACAUCCUCAAGUUCUGUGCUGUAGGAUGGGGUAUUCCUCUGGUAAUAGUGAGCCUGGUUCUGGCUAUUGAUAAGGAUGCAUAUGGCAGCAUUGUACCUGAAGAGACUAAAGUGGGGCUUCAGUCCAGUGAUCAAUUCUGCUGGCUGCAGGAUGACGUCUACUUCUACGUGACGGUGGCAGCAUUUUUUCUUCUGAUCAUGUUGUGCAACAUCGCUGUGUUCAUUGUGGUUCUGAUCCAGAUCAGACAGAUGACGGUCAAUAAGCCGUCAGCAAAGGGUCGCACGUCUCUGCAAGACCUGAGAGCGGUGGCGAGUAUCACCGUGCUGUUAGGCCUGACUUGGUCAAUGGGUUUCUUUGCAAUUGGGCCGGGAAGAGUGGCCAUGUUGUACCUGUUCUGCAUCUUCAACUCUUUGCAGGGCUUCUUCAUUUUUGUAUUUCACUGUUUGUUGAAGGAAAAUGUGAGAAAGCAGUGGAGAAUCCACCUGUGCUGUGGACGUUUCAGACUCAAUGAUUACUCAGACUGGAGUCGCUCUGUGACAGCAGGUGGUGGUCCCGGCAAAAGGAGCAUCCUGGUCAACUCAGACUCUUCUGACACCACUACCAGAAAAGUGUCAGACACCUCCACAGGAUCAGCUCCAAACCACCAGCAGAGGGUGUGAAUGGGCCUCUCUUUAUGCCAUACUGUAAAGCUCUGUUCCAAAGUCCAUUAUUUAAUCACAGAUGAAAAUAAAACACUUCUAUGUCUACAUUUUGGCAGAGAAAGCUCAAAUGAACCAUAGCUUCUGGAAGGUGCAACAGGUUCUCAGUAAUUAAAGUGUCUGUUGCAGUAAAAUCUGCAAAGAAAUUAAUGCUUUAAGAUGAAAAGUGUGACUAAAAAGUUCAUCUUAUGCUUUUAUUGUGAUAUUAAAGCCCACUUGCUUAUUUAAUGCUGCACAGAAGCAUCUGCAAGAGUUUUAAGGUAGAUUAACUCUGACCUCUUUUCAAAGUACAUGAGAUGUUUGUUGCCUGUAUAGCUGCUCUCAACUGUGCCUUUUCCAUGGACCUUUACAUUUCAUGCACUAGGAUGUUACCUUUAACAAAAACCUCAAAUAUAUUCUUAAUUUCCAUAACAAUAAAGUGGCAAGUUUAAAUUUUAUUUAAUUUCUUAGUUGGAUUUUGUGCUUCAUUUAACCUCUGCAUGCUAAACCAUGUGUGAUGAUAUGAGAGGACCUAAGAGUUGAUAGAAAAAAGUAAAGUUUUUCUAUGCCCCCCUCUCUAUAAUGCAUUAUAACAUAGUAUAAGUUUACUUAUACUUUGUUAUAAUGCACCUAUUGUGCUGUAUAACAUAGUUUUAAGCAUUUAUGACUAUCUAUAAUGCCUUAUAAUAGUAAGAAUAACUAAUCAUAAUGCCAGUGUUCAUAAUGACUUAUAUAAGAAGCCAUUAUAGACACAGUCAUUAUAACCAGAUAUGAUUACUGUUAUAAGGCAUUGAGUGCUUAUGUGUUAUAACACACCUAGAAUGCUGUAUUACCAUAGUUAUAAGCAUACUUAUAAUAUGUUAUAAUUCAUUAUAGAGUGGGGAACAUAGAGCGUGUCUGUUGGAAUAGUCCUUUUUUUCUCAGGAAGGUUCCUAACUGACCAGGAAGAAUUUGAUGGUCAUGAUUAGGGAUGUCUGAUUUCUCUGAAUAAUAAGGGCUGUAUCUCAUGUCUCUAAGGUUGUGCUGAGUCCUUUCCUUAGCAGCGUCACUUUGUGUCAGGACGCUCAAACAGCUGACUGUGUCUGCAUAAAUAUGUACUGUAUUUAUUCUAAUAAA